Aureobasidium uvarum is the source of this 1572-nucleotide messenger RNA. Lineage: Eukaryota; Fungi; Ascomycota; Dothideomycetes; Dothideales; Saccotheciaceae. The record is from the annotation of a GenBank genome assembly.
AUGCCUUAUCGUGGGAAACCAUCCCAGGGAUGUGAAGAGUGUCGUAAACGGCGCAAGAAGUGUGACCUCCGACCAGGUGGCUGUGGACGCUGCGCCAACGCACAUCGUCAAUGUCCUGGUUAUCCCCAGCAGGAAGGGUUGAGAAUACUUGACCAGAGUGCCGAAGUCGUCGCCAAAGCUCUUGGUGUUCGCUCCAAGAGACAAACACCAGAAGCAGUCGACGACUUCGACAUUUCUUGCCAACCAGAAUUCUCGCUGGGCUCGGACAGAGGUUCGUCCGCUGCUCACUCGUCUUCAGCCAUCUCCGCUCAUGUGUCUCCUUCCAUGGAUAGCGAAGACCUGUCUUUUGCCUUCUUCUUCAACAAUUGUGUCAUUAAUCAUAACGUUCAUUUCAGCUGUGUCCAUGCACCCGACAACAACCAUCUCGUUGCCAGCAUCAAAGCUUUCGGCAUUGCCAACUUGUCCAAGCACUACUCUGACAAGCGCCUGCUUACCUCCGCACAGCAGCAAUACGCUACCGCGUUGAAUCUUACAAACCUCGCUCUUCGAGAUCCGUCCCAGGUCAAGCGAGAUGAGACCCUACUCGCAAUCCUCGUCCUCACCAACUACGAGACUCUCACAGGUGGCGUCACACGUACUCUGGACGCAUGGGAGCAGCAUGUCAAUGGUUCGGCGUCUUUACUCAGCCUUCGUGGUCUGGACGGUGUCCAAGGAACCUCGGGCCGCGUACUCACUCUGCAUGUCAUCACCGGGAUCAACGUUAUAUGUCUGCUUCGCAACCUGCCCACUCCGCCCUUCGUCCAUCUCCUCCAGUCCAAGAUCUUUGAGUAUCUCUACGAGCCAGACAACCCUGCAAUAAGAUACCAACGGAUCAAUCUCGAAUGUGCGGACUUUAGACACGCUGUCACUCACUGUCAAAUCACGUCACCCGAGGAGAUCAUAUCUCGCGUAGCUGAGUUGGAUGCAAAGCUCACUGGGGCAUUCGCCAAGGUGCCUUCAGGCUGGAAAGGCGAGAUCAUUACACGAUUUGUCCACAGAAACUCUGCCGAGGCUGGCUUACCUGGCUUUGAGCUGCGGUAUGCAGAUCAGGCGACGAACUACAUAUGGGCGUCGUACCGGUCGAGUCGCAUCAUGGUUAACGAAAUUGUGCUUCAGUCGAUAGCGAACGACUCGGAUGCACAUCAGUCGGCGCGGGCCCGUUCACAAACCAUUAUGCGACAAUGUCAGACCGAGAUACUGGCUGGGAUGCCACAGUACACCUCCAAGAACGAUGAAAUGUUGCCAUGGUCAGGCUUCAAACGUCCGGUCCGCUACUUUGUACCUGAGGCUGCCUCGAGUGACCUUCCGAUCAUGCGCGCUCUGUCUGGUUAUGGCGUGUUAUGGCCCUUGUUUGUUGCUGGUUCGAGUUCUAUAGCCACUGUUGAGACGAAGACUUAUGUGGCAGAAGUAUAUCGAUACUUUGGAGAGCAAUUAAAGAUUGAGCAAGCCCUGGUACUGCGCAAGAUGAUCUUCGCGUUGUUCAAGGUCGCUCCGUCGGCAGAGCCUAAAUCUGGGGCGGAUAAGUGGUUCUGA